Messenger RNA from Nicotiana tabacum (common tobacco), 2522 nucleotides. Lineage: Eukaryota; Viridiplantae; Streptophyta; Magnoliopsida; Solanales; Solanaceae. The record is from RefSeq and is a predicted model, not a curated record.
UGUAAGAUAAGGAAUAAAAUAGGAAGAGAGAGAGAGAGAAGCUAAGCUGCCAUAAUAUUGUAUGGUAGUUUUGCAGCUAAAGAUUCAAAGACAAAGUAAUAGUAGAGAACCUCUGUAACAACAAAAGAAGAGGAAGAAGAAAUUAGUAGUCUUUCUGUGAAUGGAAGGAAUCAUGCAGUUGUAACCAUUGUUUUGUCUGGUUUUAACUUUUGUUUACCUCACACACACUGUAGUAUAAUCUUGGGAUUUAGCUGUUUUCAGCAAAUCUUUGGUUUCUUCUGAAGCUGAGCUGUUUGUUUUGGUUCUUUCUUAGUUACACUCCUCCUCCUCCUCCUUCUUCUCCCCUAUCUUCACUCCAAACUUCAGUUGCAAAAAUGAUGUCCGAUGAUGGACUUUCUUCCUUACCUUUCAUUCAAGAUCCAAACCCUAGUAAUAAUCCAAACCCUAAUUCAAAUCCAUCUGCCAAGAGAAAAAGAAACCUCCCUGGAAAACCAGAUCCAGAUGCAGAAGUGAUAGCACUAUCACCCAAGUCACUGAUGGCGACGAAUCGAUUCAUAUGUGAAAUCUGCAAUAAGGGUUUUCAAAGGGACCAGAAUUUGCAGCUCCACAGAAGAGGUCACAACUUACCAUGGAAGCUCAAGCAAAGAAACAAAAAUGAAGUGAUCAAAAAGAAAGUUUACAUUUGUCCAGAAAAGACAUGUAUCCACCAUGAUCCAUCAAGAGCUCUAGGGGAUUUAACAGGUAUUAAAAAACACUAUUCAAGAAAACAUGGUGAGAAGAAAUGGAAGUGUGAGAAAUGUUCAAAGAAAUAUGCAGUUCAAUCUGAUUGGAAAGCUCAUACUAAGAUUUGUGGUACAAGAGAAUAUAAAUGUGACUGUGGAACUCUCUUCUCCAGAAAGGACAGCUUUAUAACACACAGAGCCUUCUGUGAUGCUUUAGCAGAAGAAAGUGCAAGAUUUACAUCAGUUCCAAGUACAGCAACUCUUAACUUCAGAAAUGAAUUGCUCAGUGGGGGAAUGAUUAGUGGAAAUCCCCAAUUUGGUAAUUCUUUAUUUAGGCCUGAAUUUAUGGGACUUGGAUUGGACCCUGCAAUUAAUCAUCAGCUCAAUAAUGUUGAUGGACAAAAACCAAGGAUGCCACUUUGGUUGGAAAAUAAUAUUAAUCCAAAUUCAGGUAAUAACGCCAAUGAUUUUUUAGUAGCAUCAUCAAGCUCUACUAGCAACUUGCCUCAUCAAUUGGUCCAAAUGGCGCCCCCUCAUAAUAAUCAACAGUGGUUCGUUAAUGGUGGCGGUGGUCGUGAUGAUUCUGGUUUUGGGUCUUCCUCGUCCCUUCCUUCGCGAGUUUUAAGGGAGGAAGAAGAUAACAAAAGAAAUUUGUGUGAGACAAUAAGUUCAAUGUACUACAACAGUCAUCAGCAAGAAACAACAACACCACCAUCUCAUAUGUCGGCAACUGCACUUUUGCAAAAAGCAGCCCAAAUGGGAUCAACGAGGAGCAAUUCGGCCCUCUUUGGCAGUGGAUUUGGGCUGAUGGGGUCAUCUUUUUCAAAAAGCAAUGGACAAUUUGCAGCUGAUCAGAAUUUGAAUGGAUUAAUGAUGAAUUCACCUCCAUCAGCUGUUUCAACUUUGACGACUACCAAUAAUAAUCAAGCUGGAAAUAGGCUGUUGUUAGGCGGGGAUCUUAUGAACUCGAGUUCAUUAGAGGGUAAUUCAAGUGCAAAGAAUUCAGAUCCUUUCUUGAUGCUGAAUAACAAAGGAAAGCAAAUAAAUCUGAGUGGAAAUGAAGCUAUUGAAGGAAGCUUAACAAGAGAUUUUCUUGGUGUAGGAGGGAAUGAAAACAGGCCCUUUUUGUCCAAAACUGAGCUGGCCAAGUUUGGGAAUACUUCUAGUUCAGCCAUGGGAUUAAGCCAGUACAACGGAAGUCAUUUAGACGAAUAAAGGUGGGUUAUUUUUUUCCACUCGACUUAUGUAUAUAUAUGCAAAAAAGUUAAAAGGUAUACUCUAAGCUUGUUCACUCUGAACUCACUUGCUCAAAAUUCUGGAGUCAUAUACUAGAAAAAAGGUCCAAACUUGUGGGGGAGCUAGCUCUUAGUUCAAGAAUUUUCACUAUAAUGGAAUGAUACAAGGUUAAGAAUCUAAAGGCCAAAUUAAGCUUCAAUCUUCAAGAGAGAGAAAGAGGAAGGAAGGUGCAGCAAUAUUGAGAGAUCUUGUGAAUUGUCAGAGAAAUGGGGUCCACUGAAUGUUGGAAGAGAGUUGAUAAAGCGACUUGACAAUCACAAGUCAGGCUUUUCCUCCGUUGUGUUACUUACUGUUCGUAGAAAGAUUACUGUCUUUUUACAUUUUUUUUCCUUUUGAGUGUUCAAUUGAUUUCUGCAAAAACUGCGACUCUCCGUUGGCUGCCACAUUUUGAAUCUUUUGGAAUAAUUUCGUUGGUAUUUUAGUUUUGGAUUUAAGUAUUUAACUCAUAUACUCACAGUGCAAAAAAAAUAAAUAAUUAUACUAUCAUUGGGUUUUAAUAUGUUA